AGCAUAUUCGUCCAGCUGGAUAGCACAGAAUUACACUCUGUGCUUUUUUCUUUCUUUCUUUGGUUGAAGCGGCAGCCAGCUGUGCUGCUUCGCUCCAUUCGCGUCGGAGAAAAUAAUUCUUUAGGGACCCAAAAGAGCGGCCGUACGCCUCUUUUCACCCUGUGCUUACACGUACAUUCCGUAAAGCAGACAAAACCGUAAUUAAAAUACUUGUAGAACAAAAAACACAGCAAUCCCUCUAAAAAGAAAAAGAUGUCUGUGGAGUCUACGCUGCGUUACCUCAUCUCCAACUGCCUCUCCUACGGAGUGGUGGUGGGGGCCUCCAUCUUGAAGGUGCCGCAGAUCCUCAAGGUGCUGCAGAACAACAAAGCCGACGGCGUCUCCCUCCUCUCCAUCAUCGUAGAGCUUCUCUCCUACGUCGUCUCCACCAGCUGGGGCAUGGUGCAGGGUCUGCCCUUCCGCGACUUCGGCGAGAACUUCCUUAUUACGCUGCAGCUCAUUGUGCUGCUGGUGCUGGUGGCGAAGCUGCAGAAGAAGACGAAGGAGGCCUGCCUGGCGCUCGCCGUGGAGCUGCUUGCCUUCUACGCCUUUGCCACCGGCCACGUGCCGCGCAGCGUGCACGAAACGCUGCUGAGUGGUCAGGUGCUGCUGAACAUGUCGAGCCGGCUGCCGCAGAUCUACGCCAACUACCGCACCCGCUGCCAGGGUCAGCUGUCUUUCUUGACUUUCUUUCUAGCCUUUGGUGGUGGCGUGGCGCGCCUGAUGACGACCGCGCUGAACGUGUCGUGGGAGAAGGGGAAAGGCGUCAUGCUGGUGCAGUUUGGCGUGGCGGCGUCGCUGAACGCGAUUAUUCUUGCUCAAAUGCUGUAUUACAAGCUCGUCGAUGGAAAGACACGUAAGCCGGCGGCUGUGGCCAAGGACGUGAAGCGCCGUUAG
Molecule: messenger RNA, 936 nt
Organism: Leptomonas pyrrhocoris
Lineage: Eukaryota; Euglenozoa; Kinetoplastea; Trypanosomatida; Trypanosomatidae
Exons: 1
Coding region: 253-936 (227 amino acids)
Source: RefSeq, a predicted model, not a curated record